Messenger RNA from Drosophila obscura, 1547 nucleotides. RefSeq names its product methyltransferase-like protein (gene Mettl2). Gene Ontology annotation, molecular function: tRNA (cytidine-N3)-methyltransferase activity. Bases 92 to 1126 code for a protein of 344 amino acids. Lineage: Eukaryota; Metazoa; Arthropoda; Insecta; Diptera; Drosophilidae. The record is from RefSeq and is a predicted model, not a curated record. The transcript has 3 exons.
UUGCCUUGUUUACAUUUUUUUAUACCUGGCUUUUGGAUAGUUAAGUAAACCUUCGAUUUACUGCAUAACAUGAGCGAUACUCCCACUGCUGAUGAGUGUGAGAAGCGCCCUCAGUUUGGCACACGUCUGCUCAAGGACAGCGACGACGUCUUUAAGCACAAUGCUUGGUAAAUAUGCGUGGAAAGGUCUACGGUGUUUUGCCAGCAAAACUUGGGAACACACGCGCCAGCGCAAGAAGCCAGCAGGUGCUGGCGGGCGCAUACUAACAGACGCGCGCGAGGUGUUCGAGUUUAAUGCAUGGGACCACGUGCAAUGGGACGAGGAGCAGGAGCUGGCCGCACAGGAGGCAGUUGCCAAGAACUCGUCCAGCAAGCUGAACGACGAUGAGCGGGAGCGCUUUCAGUCGGAUGCGCCCAAGUUCUGGGACUCUUUCUAUGGCAUACACGACAAUCGGUUCUUCAAGGACCGUCACUGGCUUUUCACCGAGUUUCCCGAGUUGGCGCCCCUGGACGCCAAUGAGCAGCAGUCGCGGAGCGUGUUCGAGAUUGGCUGUGGCGUCGGCAACACCAUCUUACCCCUGCUGCAGUACAGCGUGGAGCCGAAGCUAAAAGUCUUUGGGUGUGACUUCUCCGCCAGGGCCAUCGAUAUACUUCGCAGCCAGCCGCAGUUCGAUGCGAAACGCUGCGAAGUAUUCGUAAUGGAUGCCACGGAUGAGCAGUGGAAAGUUCCCUUCGAGGAGAGCUCGCAGGAUAUCAUUGUGAUGAUAUUUGUGCUGUCCGCCUGCCAGCCAAAGAAAAUGCAGCAGAUACUGGACAAUUGCUAUCGUUACCUCCGACCCGGUGGCCUGCUCCUCUUCAGGGACUAUGGCCGCUACGACCUGGCCCAGCUGCGCUUCAAGAGUGGCAAGUGCCUGGAGGACAAUUUCUAUGUGCGCGGCGAUGGCACCUUGGUUUAUUUCUUUACAGAGCCAGAGCUACGUGGCAUGUUGACCAAAGCGGGCCUGCAGGAGGAACAGGUGAUUGUGGACCGAAGGCUGCAGGUAAAUCGGAGUCGCGGCCUCAAGAUGUAUCGCGUUUGGAUCCAGGCAAAGUUCAAAAAACCUCUGGCUGCGCGUUCAAAUUCGUAGCCUUCUAAUCGUUAUCGUUCCUGUUCUCGACAUGUAAAAUGUGCGGCUCUGUUAAGUUUGCAGCAAAGCUUUUGGGGGUCUGUUAACUUUGCAGGAUCUGCAGAAGCAUACACAUAACAUAACAGUUAGGAAAGCUGCAAGUUUUCGCAGUUGGCUAAAAACGUCUUUCAGUCUCGCCGAGCCAGAAGAUCCCUCUGAGGCGCUGUCGUGGCAAGCAAGUGUUACCCACACACUCAACAUACACACACACUCACACACGCAUCUAGCCAAUACCCCCGCAACCGCUGAGGCGAGCCCGAGAGGAGUGAAAAUUCAUUGACGAUUGGGGGCGACAAAAGCUCAGGCAAAAGAGAGAGACGGAGAGAGAGAGCAAGCUAGUGAGCGAGAGAAAGAGCGCGAGAGAAACCUCGACAACAAAAAC